Molecule: messenger RNA, 2898 nt
Organism: Peromyscus eremicus (cactus mouse)
Lineage: Eukaryota; Metazoa; Chordata; Mammalia; Rodentia; Cricetidae
Gene: Lins1
Product: lines homolog 1
Exons: 8
Coding region: 529-2802 (757 amino acids)
Source: RefSeq, a predicted model, not a curated record
AAAGAAUGGUGCCUGAAAAGCAGCAAAUCCCAGCUCUACACUCAUGAUUAGGCAACACCUUGGGAGCCAAGGUCAGCAGCCUCCACGUGAGACCUUUCUGUGCCUUGCAACAGCUCUGUGCAGUGUCCUCCUUCAGCUACGCAGUCAGCCUGCUUCUGUGUUCGCUUUCUCUAUCUAAUUUGUUCCGCUAGUCUCUGCAGAUUCCAAGACAGUGUUCUUGCAGCUCCCGCAUACAGAGGAGUCUGGCUGCACUUCCAACAGUACCGAGUCUGAGAAACCAAGCCGCUACCUGGAAUUACUGUUAGAAGAAAGCUGCUGUUUUCAGCUGGGCCUGGUGAUGCCAGCCCGUGGUUCCAGAGACUCGCUUGUCUGAGGCAGGGGGAUCACAAGUUCAAGGUCUCCCUGAGCUACGGAGUGAGAUCAAGGCUUCACUGAGGGAACAUCUUAGAGAGUCAUUGUAUUUCUAAGCCUUCAAUAUUUACACCUGGGGGCUAUUGACUCUCUUACCAGAUACAUUUUGGAAUCAAAAUGGAAAGUGUCCAAGAAAUUUUGGACCAGUUAUACAAGAAAGUACUUCUUGGAGCCAUCCUUGAAGAUGAUGUCUAUGGUUACAUCCAUUAUCUCAACCCAGACCCCUCAGGACAAGCUGGCUAUACAGCUCCCUCUUUAGCUCAGUCUGAUGUCAAUGGUACACUUGACGGUGUGCCAGGCCAGCAUGGGCUAUCCUCCAAUGAGCCGACCACCCUUCCUGAAGCACGGGAGUGCGCAAAGCGACACUUUCAGAUGAGCACGGCCCGGGAGGUGAAGCUCCUUCAGUUAACAGUGAUCGACGUGAUACUGAGCCGAGUGCUGUCUGCUGAAACGGAGACCCACGCAAAGGAGAAGUACAGAGAGCUGAUUAAAGCCCUUUUGCAGUCAGCUGAGAUUGAUUCCAAAUUGAUCUGGACGCUCCAGAAUUCCGACAAGUUGUUGUCUCACAUGGCUGCGAAGUGCCUCUCAUCGCUCCUCUAUUUCCAACUGAGAGAGAAGAUGACGUUAAGCAAUCCCUGGAUCACUUUUUGCCAAAAGCAUCUCUCUGAAUCCUCUGGGAGCGGUGAAGCAGCACAUUGCCUCUGGAUUCUUACAGCUGUCAUAAAAGAAAUCUUUAGAGAUUCACAUUCACGGCAAGCAGAAAUUCUAAAGCAACUCUUGGCACCUUUUGACAUUACUUUUGAAGUGUUCUACAAUUCCUUAUUUUCUCAGCAUUUUGGAAACUUCCAGAAUCCCUCUAACAUAGUCAACAGCCUGGUGUGCUUCCUGGAGCUGCUUGAACUUCUCAUAGCCUCCAGAAUCCACCUGAAAUUGCACUUUCGGAGUCAAAGGAUGCUGUUUUUGAAACCCCAUGCUCUAGAUAGUCUUGCCUGGCCUGUUCCAGCUUUUGUUAAAAGGAAAUUGGUUAUAGUCAUCAAAAAGUGCCUUCUUGGUAAAAUGGGGGAAGACCUCUGCCGUGGUUCUGUGCCUGCCCUGAUGUCACCAGACCACCUUCUGGACAGUGACGUGUUGGCCUUAGCCGAUGCCCUUCUGCACGCCGUGCAUCUGGGGUUGUGGAAGGAACUGUCUGUGCCUGGAAAGCCGUCCUGCUUUGGAGGGGAUGAAGUUCAACCUGGAUGCCGACCCAGGUCUGGCCCUGAUCAUGUGACCCUGAGAGCAGCAAGCUUAAUUACAGUGAAAUCCUUAGAAAUCAAGUUCCAGAAUUGUACCUCAGCAACCGAAAUGAAAGUUGACUUGCAGAAGUUCAUGACCGAGUUACUGACCUUCUUAAAGCCUCACCUUCAGCCCUCUCUACAAUUACACAACCCAUGUGAAUGGCUGUCCAGGGUCUUUAUAGAGCAGGACGAUGAUAUGCUGGAGGCUGCCAAAGCAUCCCUGAGCAUCUACCUGCAGCUGACAAGAGGAGGGGACGAUGCUUCUGGAAGCCUGACCCAAGAAAGUGAAGCAUGGAUCCACUACACACAUAGAAACGGCUGUAAUCCUCACUGUAUUUUCUUAUUUUUAUUAAAGAACAUAGUGUUCGAUUCUACAGUUCUUCUUGACUUCUUGAUUUCCUCUGAAACCUGUUUCCUUGAAUAUUUUGUUAAAUAUUUAAAAUUACUGCAGAAAGACUGGGGUCACUUCUUGUACAUCUGCAAGUUUUUUGAUGCAGCUGAAUCACAACGUGGAGUAAAUACUCGAGGUCCUGUCUCCUCUCUUGUCCAAGACAGAAGCACCAGCCACAUAGUACCUGAUGCUCUGGCUUCUCCUGUUGGCCGCAGAAAUGCUUGCCCAUGGGUCCCCUGGGCUUCUGAUGCCUCCUCUGAAUCCCACAGCCAGGUUGUGAUGCCCAAGGAAACCCACACUGUGCCAGCUCAUGGCCCACCUUCCCAGACACCACUGAGGCUGGUAGAUUAUGGUAGCUCAGAAGAUUCUGAUGAAGAAGCCACAAAUCAGCAUUUAGCAAACAGCAAACAGACACCUUUAUGUCAAGAAAUGAGCAGGGAAAUUCAACGCCUGCCUAGGACAUGUAAGGAUCAAAACAAACUUAGCCGGGAGCCUCAGCUGGGGCCUCUGCUUCCCCAAGAGUCCGGCCCCCCCUUCAGUGCUGCAGGGGCCAUUGCUCCCAGUGGGACUGUCUGGGAAGUGGGAGUGUUGUUCAGAACAGUGAAAUGCCUUAAGGAACUCCAGGGCGCUAUCUACCGUUUGCAGGAGAAAAGUCUCUUUCCGUAUAACCCAGCCGCUCUUCUCAAGUUGUUGAAAGGGGUGGAGGCGAAGUGUGAUGAAGUGUGAGCAUCGGUGACACCUCAGCAUCUGUCCUCAGGGUUGGUGUUCUCUGAUAUAAAUUGCAUGUCUGAGAUAAAUAAAGACAAACCAAAGCUGCAAAAA